Sphaeramia orbicularis (orbiculate cardinalfish) is the source of this 4141-nucleotide messenger RNA. Its product is annotated as glycerophosphocholine phosphodiesterase GPCPD1-like. Bases 146 to 2080 code for a protein of 644 amino acids. NCBI's taxonomy places the organism in Eukaryota, Metazoa, Chordata, Actinopteri, Kurtiformes, Apogonidae. Gene Ontology annotation, molecular function: glycerophosphocholine phosphodiesterase activity; starch binding. The record is from RefSeq and is a predicted model, not a curated record. Gene Ontology annotation, biological process: glycerophospholipid catabolic process. The transcript is spliced from 19 exons.
AACAAAAUCAACAAUCUGCUGGGACACGUGCACCUGCAACCUGAAUGAACAUGACGUCACUGGAUUGGAUUUAAUAGCCGUGAUAAAGACUGUUCUUCUAAACUGCACUGACAGCUUUUCAGUUUGUUUCGUAAGAACUGGAACAAUGGAGACCACUCAGGUGACUCUGGUUGUCAGAGGAGAAACAUCAUCAGGAGGUGAUUGCAGUGGUUGGGAGCUGCGACGCCCUGGGAAACUGGAGCUAUCAAGACGCCGUCACUUUAAAUCCUCUGUUUGUUCCUCCAUAAAGCAUGUGUGUGCAUGUUGUUUUCAUGACAGAAACACCUGGACGACAACAGUCACCGUACCGACAGGAGUUGAAUUCAAGUACAGAUAUUUCAAGGGCAUCUUUCAGAAGUCGGAGAGUGAAAAUGGUCCACGUCAGGUGGUCGUCACUAUGUGGGAGACUCAUCUUUAUCCUCGCAAGCUGAACCCUACAGAAUCAGAGAUGCACACUAAUGAUGGACUGUUCGGAAUACAUGACGGGGUGACCUCUGUUGACCCAGGAUGGUUGACCUGCCAGGCCGAGGUUCGCCUGCGUCUACACUAUUCAAAGACGCCACCGGUGUCCAUCUCUAAGAGGAGAUUCUCAAACUCUAAAGUGAAGAUCAAGCUGCAAGUGGUGUGCAUUGACAAGGACAAGAAUGAGCCCAGUCUUUCAUCUUUACUAAAGUUGCCCACCACAGUGGAGAUCAGGAAGGUCAGUGAGGAUGGUUAUACUUCGACCCACUCACAGCCUGAAAACGGGGAAGCCCUGGAGCCACCACAGUGGAUCGAGUACAUCAUCCGUACAAUGGACCCAGACAACCUACAAGUCACUUUUGAAUUCUUUGAGGAGGAUGUGAAUGGGUACGGAUCAUCGAGGUUUGUUCGAACAGGACUUGUGGGCACAGCUUGCCUUGUCUCCCCCGGUUUUUUGGAGAACGGCACAGACUAUGGACGACUCACACUUCCUAUAAUGGGACACACUUCCAGACAUGCCAUUGGGACAGUCACAGUGGAUUAUCUGGUGAUCCAGCCUAUUCAGGAUCUGCAGUGUGAUAUGAGCUCUUCUUUUACUAAGUUCUGGAAGAAAAGAAGCCCUCUGGAUAUCGGCCAUAGAGGAACAGGGAGGACACACUCAGCCAAGCACUAUAGAAUCAGAGAGAACACAAUUAACGCUUUCAAAACUGCGGCCAAGCAUGGGGCUGCUUAUGUCCAGUUUGAGGUUCAGCUCUCUAAAGAUCAGGUUCCUGUCAUCUACGGUGAUCUGACCUGCAUCACUUGUGCUAAAACGAAAAAUAGGGCAUUUGAGUACAUUGAGAUUCCAGUAAAAGACUUGAAAUUUGAUCAGCUGCAGAGUCUAAAGCUCGGCAUGAUGGGACAAGACCCCACAGACAUGCAGGCAGAUGAUGACAAAGACGCUGAGAGCCAGCCAUUUCCUCAGCUGUCACAGAUUUUCCACAAAGUUUCUGAAUAUGUGGGCUUCAACAUUGAGAUCAAAUGGAUCGCUCAGACAACAAAUGAGUCGUGGGACAGCAAUGUAUCAUCCUACUUCAACAUGAACACCUUCCUGGACAUUAUCCUGUCAUGUGUUCUGGAGAAUGCCGCGACAAGACGCAUCAUCUUCUCCUGCUGUGACGCAGAUAUUUGUAGCAUGGUGCGUCGCAAGCAGAACAAGUACCCGGUCCUGUUCCAGACACAGGGACUCUCUGACAGACAUCCGGAGCUGAUGGACAUCCACUGCCGGUCCACACCGUUCGCUGUCAACUUUGCACUAAGCGAAGACAUUCUGGGAAUCUGUGCCAACGCCGCAGACCUGCUGAAGAAUGUGGACUACGUCAGGGAGAUCCAGUCUAAAGGCCUGGUGGUGUUCAGCUGGGGCGAGGAAAACAACGACAGCGAGGCUAGAAAGGAGCAAAGCGAACAGAAAAUCGAUGGGUACAUAUAUGACAGAAUCUGUGAGGCCCAGAUACAGCAGAGAAACAUCUUCCACAAGGAGAAAGAACCGCAGUGUGAAUCCACAGAGGAAGCUGGGAAAUCCUACUGCAAUAUAUCUUAACUUUUACUUUACUAGACAUGACAUUAAGAACAGUUUAGUAUUUAAAAUAUAAAUCUGGUCUCAAUGUCUGAAAGGGUUGAGAAAUAAGAGCAAUUUAUUGUACAAAUCUUUCAUUUUCUUACAGCCCCAAUUCCAAAAAAAGUUGUGACAGUUUGUAAAAUAAAUAAGAACAGAAUGCAAUCAAUUGAAAAUCUUAUAAACCCAAUUUUUUUUAAUGAUGUUACAAAGAAACCAUAGCAAAUGUUCAAAUGGAAAAACUGUACUAAGUGCACAAUGCAAUGUUGAAUUUGAUAGCUGCAAUAUGGCUCUAAAAAUCUGUAAAAGUAAGUAGUAGGCUACUAAAAAGAACCACCUAUUACACAUUGUCACAACUUUAUGGGAGUCUGGGUUGUAAACCAUGUAAACUCAUCUCUUUGUUGACAGAAAAUGGCCACUGUCUGGUUGCCUCACACCAGUUUUAGCGAAAAUGUCAGUACAAUAGUCAAGCAUAAUGUUUGUUUUUUUCUAUUUGCUUUUAAUACAUGAUGAUCUUAACAGACGAGAGCCAUUUUACUGAACCUUAAAAUCAUUUCAAAUUUUUCGUAAUUGUGGAACAAUGCUGGGAUGGGGCAUGGCAAUAACGUAGUCAAUAUGCUGCAUGUGUUCUUGAUGUGAAAAUGUUCUUCAGGUGUAAGCUGUAACAGGAAAUCAAGCUGCAUGUCAUAAUGUUUGAGUGACAUGGGGCUAUCAGUAGAACUGAAGAGGAGGACCGAAUUAUGGACUUAUGAUGUAUUGGAUAUAUGUGUCUGUAUGCAUAUUAAUGUUCACUGUAAUGUGUGUAUGCUCAAUAUGUAAUGCACACACUGAUAUUAUCAUCAUUAUUCACCAUAGAUCUUAUUGAGGGUGGAAGGAGGGGGGGGUUAGAAGGGUUUUUUGUUUCUGUUUGGAGUGUUAUACUGUUGUGUAUAUGAUCGUAUGUUCAUUAAAAUCGAAAAUCAAUUUAAACACAAAAAAUCUUAAAAAUAGGGCUAUCAGUCUUUUUCUGUGCAUUUAACCAUUUUCAUAAGUGUGUUUCAGAUACGAUCUAAUAUUUGUACUGACAGUACUAAAUUGCCAGUACUUGAUAGUAAUAAAUUGUUUUCCAGAAGAAGCAGAUAUUAAACAUUGGCUUGAUAUUUCAAUACAGUGUCUAAUGUAAUUAUUCCUCAUUAAGUCUGUUUUUCCCAAAUUAUAUUUACAUCAUGGCAGCCAUUUUACAUGCAAUAUGACAAAUAAUCAGUCCAUCCAGAAAAACGUGAUUAUGCGAUCGCAUAAGUCAAUGCAAAAUCAAGCAAAUAACAUCCAUUAUGCAGUGAUCUGCAUUUUAUCAAGAAGGGACACAUAUUCCCCACAACAAUAGCGUAUUUCCACACAAAAUACGCCAAAUUUGCAGAGCUCACAUGAUUUCAUUUAAUUUUUCCGCAUUAAGUUUAAAAAAUAUUGCAUUCUAACUUGACUCGGGUAGUGAUGUAAGUAAAUAUGCGACACACAACGUCACCGGCUCACACGUCCACAGAAUGUAAACUAACCGCAAGCCUUAGAAGAAAUUCAGCAAGAUGAUGAAAAAUGCAGCUCAUUUGGUGCCAAAAAUAUCUGCAAAAGACAGAGCAAACCAGGACCCAAUGUCCGACACGAAAGCGAGGGCAUACUAUUUUACAUCCCAUGCAACCGUGUUGGAACACAUGAGAAAUUGAUGCUAGAGCCACUUUUCCAGCACAAAACAUCUGAAAAUGGAUUCUGCUGUAGCAAUAAUAAUGUUAUAUGAACAUCAAAGCUGUAAUAGCCUUGGAUGGCCUGUUCUACCUCACUUCUGUGAAGCAGGAAGCAAUUAUUUUAUUUUUGACAUGUGUGACUCAGUAAUGUUAAAGCCAUGUUUGAGCCAUGCUUAGAAAAUAAAGAACUAAAACACACCCAGCACUUUCUGUGAUGUAGUGUAUGCUUAUUUCUUGUAUGGUUGUUUAUCAUAGGAUGUAAUUACACAUUUUUCAUUUAGUAGUAGCCUAGUUAUAACAGGGUGUGGGAGACGAAUCAGUUUUUUUCAUU